AAAAGGAUAUGUAAACAAUGAUUAUUUUUAGAUGUGUACAAAAUCUACCAGGUGGCUUAAAGGAUCAACAAAGUUGAUUGACAACAAGAUCCAAAAUUUUUUGAUCAGAAAAUUCAACCCAUCAACCAUCAGAACCAGACCAGAAUGAAUCAAUUGAUUGAAAAUAUUCUCAACGAAAAAGAGCUCAACAGCUCUCUCCGCGCAUUGGGAGAUCUCCUUCGUGAACCAGCUAAUCGAGAAGCACCAGAGCUUCAACAGAAUCUUCCAGCAUUAGUAAACAAAUUCGAUAAAUUGAUCACCAAAGAUGAUACUGAGAAUGAGAAUGAAUCAGACCAAGAUAUAUAUAAUCAAUCAUAUAGAGAAUUAUACAAUGAUACAACGAGAGUCGUGGUAAACUUACUAGCAAACAGUGAUACCAAUCGGGAUUUCUUUACCAAGGAUACUACAGCUAUCAACCAAUUUUGGCUAAAUGUGUUGACCAAUUGUGAACGAGUAGGAAUCUUGUUGUCCCAAUUCUGGUAUGAAACGGAACGCAAACAACAAUAUCUCGAAUAUUUCCAACAAUUGAAUAUCAAGGACAAGUUAUAUGGAUUGAUUGAAGAGGACUAUGUUGACGAAGCUGCUGAUUUAUUUGAUGCAAUUCUUGAAUUAUUAGAUGGGCAAUUAUUACAAGAGAACGAUUGCAGAUUUAUCAAAAAAUGUACUAACUAUCUUAUACAUUGCGACGAAGAAAUCGCUUCCACAAUAUGUGAGCUUCUUGGAAUGCUAGAGCCAGGAAUCGAUUCAUUCGAAACAAUUGUUGACAUUAUUCCUCGUAUCGAAAAUGACAGGCAAAGCGUUAAACGGAAAUUAUUCGUCUUAAUUAGUGAAUUAUCAACUUCCGAGUGUCUUUUGAAAGCUAUUGGACAAUUAUGGAACAAAGACAAAUAUGUCAAUGCUGGAUGUUUUAUUGCAAUUGGAAAUGAAAUCACUAGCGAAGAGUCCUACAAACAAGUAAUUAAUAAAAUUCAAUCAAAUAUGAGCAUGGCUGAUUUUUUCAUGCUGUUCUUCCGUGAUGAAUUCUUUGAUAUGGUACAAAUCCAAGCUGUUCACCUGUUGACCAAAAUAUUGAAUAAAGACAAUGUCAAGUAUGUUUUAAAUCAUCAGUUUGUAUUAGACCAGAUGACGAAACUAGCAUUAGACCAAGCCAACUAUUAUCAAGAAGUAACUAAUUUACAAAUUCGAUUCCUAAAGAAGAUUAUAAACCUAGAUCAGGAAGUCGCUAAACGAUUAGAUCUGAUCUGGGAAGUAGUUGGUGAAUACGACAACACCCAAGAAAUUCAAUAUUCACUCCUACAAACUGUCGACGAACAUUCUCCACUCAUGCCUAAAUUAAUCCAGAAUGCAGUAUCUCCAAUCCCUAGUACUAUCUCGAUUGAAGUUAUUCUUGAGAAACUCAAAGCAAUUGCGGUAUUAAACCAAAUGGUAGAAGACAAGAAAAUUAGUCCUUAUGUUGAACAUACCAAAGAAUUAACCGAGUUUCUACGUCAAUUACUUCCACAAUUGGACCUCCAAGACAAUUCCGAAACGGGAAUGAAACAAGUGUUAGUCAACAAUACCAAAUACGUCGCUGCGACUACCUACAAGGUGUUCAACCCGGAGAAGGCGGAAGAUUUACUUGCAGUUUGUCAAGAAAUUAUAGCUGGCGGAGGGAAAUGAUAGUGCGGCGCAGAAAUAAUAAGGGGACUGAACGGCAUUUGCCGGCGAUGAUAAUUUUUUGAGACACUGAGCCGCAUCGGUAGGCGACGGUGUUUGCAAAAUUUUUUAUUACACAGUUGACAAAUCCCACAGUUUUGUAUAAAUAGCAAGUGGGAGUUUCAAAAACGUUGUUUCAGACUUUAUAGACCUUAUUCCAUAGACUUUUACACACCAUGACUGUUACUAGUAAAUUUGCUUCACUUACUCGUGAAGAACCCGAUCCAAUCAUGAAGACCAUGAACGCUUAUGCCAAUGAUACCUCCGCUAACAAGAUUGAAGUAGCUAUCGGGGUUUACAAGGAUUCAUUAGGUGGAUCAUAUUUAUUCCCGCUGAUUGCCAAGGCCAAACAGCACUUGCACGAAAACGAUCCAGGACACAACUACACUCAAAUGUCUGGUAUUCCUUCAUUUGUCCGUGGUGCCCAACGAGUUAUCUUUGGUGAAGAAAUUGCCAGCCAAGGCAAAAUUGCCAGUUUACAAACUAUUUCCGGAACCGGUGCUAUCCAUAUGGGUCUCUUGGUUUACAAAGAAGCCGGGUACAAAAACUACUAUUUGGGUUUACCUGCUUGGCAAAACUACAUUCCUAUGAUUGAACAUGUAGGAAGUACAGUCAAAACAUUCACCUACUACGACGAAGCUAAAAAGACCCUCGACUUUGAAAGUUGUAUCCAAGCAUUGGAAUCUGCACCAAAAAAUACUAUAUUCUUGUUGCAAGCAUGUUGUCACAACCCUACCGGGGCUGACUUCACCCAUGAUCAAUGGGUCCAAAUCACGCAAAUCAUGAAGAGCCGCGAGUUGCUCCCCAUGUUGGAUAUCGCCUACCAAGGUUUCGCCUCGGGUGAUAAAGAUGUGGAUGCAUUCCCAAUCAGACAUAUGUACAAUGAAGGACUCGAUUUUGUUGUUUGCCAAUCGUUCUCCAAGAAUAUGGGAUUGUACAGUGAACGUGUUGGUUGUGUUCACGUUGUAGUUCAAGACAAGACUUAUGUCCCUCAUGCGCAAUCUACCUUGACUGCCAUGUUUAGACACGAAUGCUCAUUUGCACCAGCUUAUGGUGCCAGAUUGGCCAGCAUUAUCUUCGAGGAUCCAAAAUUGUUGCAAGAAUGGAACCAAGAUGUGAGAAAUGUAAGAGAUAGAAUGCAACAUAUGAGACAGUUGGUGUUUGACAAGUUAACCAAGUUGGCCACUCCAGGAGACUGGUCUAAUGUCGUGGAACAAACUGGAUUGUUUUGGUUCAGUGGGUUGACUGAAGAACAAAACAACAGAUUGAUUGAAAAACAUAACGUUUAUUCAACCAGCAUGGGUAGAGUUAAUAUUGCUGGUUUGAAUGAAGAGAACGUCGAUUAUUUCUGUAAAGCCAUUGACGAGGUUGUUAGAGCUACUAGUUAAGUUGAAUAAAUGAUCUAAUAUCUUAAA
This is a messenger RNA of Spathaspora passalidarum NRRL Y-27907, 3149 nucleotides long. RefSeq lists its product as uncharacterized. The transcript has a single exon. NCBI's taxonomy places the organism in Eukaryota, Fungi, Ascomycota, Pichiomycetes, Serinales, Debaryomycetaceae. The coding region runs from base 145 to 1698 and encodes 517 amino acids. The record is from RefSeq and is a predicted model, not a curated record.